Vespula pensylvanica (western yellowjacket) is the source of this 1541-nucleotide messenger RNA. RefSeq lists its product as uncharacterized. The transcript is spliced from 3 exons. The record is from RefSeq and is a predicted model, not a curated record. NCBI's taxonomy places the organism in Eukaryota, Metazoa, Arthropoda, Insecta, Hymenoptera, Vespidae. Gene Ontology annotation, cellular component: mitochondrial outer membrane. The coding region runs from base 382 to 1314 and encodes 310 amino acids. Gene Ontology annotation, biological process: extrinsic apoptotic signaling pathway in absence of ligand; regulation of apoptotic process; intrinsic apoptotic signaling pathway in response to DNA damage. Gene Ontology annotation, molecular function: protein homodimerization activity; protein heterodimerization activity.
CGACGACGACGAGGACGACGAAGACGACGAGGACGAGGACGAAGACAACGACGACGACGACGGCAACGAGGAAGACGAAAAGGAAGAUUUCAAGUUAUUCGUUGUGCGCUUAAUAUUGCGUGCAAAAUUACGUUUCUCUCGAGUGGAGUGGAUGGGAAUCGUCGUUUAAAGUUGCAAUGUUUUUAUGAGAGGAAGAAUUAACGUCCGACGGAAGGAGAUAGGAGACGUAUUGUGAGAGAUAUUCGCGCGAGAGUUGAAGAGAGAAAGAGAAAAAUAUAGAGAAAGAGAAGGAGAUAGUAAGAGAGUGAGAGAAAGACAGAGAGAGAGAGAGAAUUUUACGUCGAAGAGAAAGAAAGAUAUAAAGAGAGAAAAGACGCAAGAAUGGCCGGCGACGACGGAGCGCCGAAAACGAACAAUGAGAUCUUCGCAGAGGAGGGAGAAGAGGGAAGGGGUGCGUUAGCGCGGGGAGAACCGCAUUCCAGAGUGGGCGGCAUUCUGGAAUGCGAUCCACCCGGUAACAGGAAUUCACCGAGCAAGCGAGCCUGCAGCGCCGCCGCCGCCACCGCCGCCUCCGCCGCCGCCACUGUCUCCGACGAAGACGAGGAAGAACUUGAUGAGGAAGCUGAUGAAGAGGAUGGUGGUGGAGAAGGAGGAGAUGGUGGUGGAGGAGGGAUAGUAUACAGAUAUGCCAUCCGGACCGCUACCAGUGCUAUGUCUUUUAUCGAAAUCUGCCAGAUACGCUUGCAACAUCUCUUCCCACAAUUGGCGCCACCCCCUCGAUACAAACUCUGUGAGAACUCGAUUGAAUUUACUGCCGAAUGUUUGGCAAACGACGUGAUACGUUAUCUCUUGAAGGAAGACAUUUAUCUAAUAUCAAGAGAUCCGGUAUCUCGCAGCAUGCGGCAUAACGUAUACCGGAUGCUGAACAAGCACAGUAUACUCUUCACAAGUAUGGUCAACCGUUUAAACGUUGUCCCUGAUACCGCUUACGAAGCUUUCGUCGGUGUCGCCGACGAAUUGUUCCUUCGCGGUGGCGUUACGUGGGCGAGAAUCGUUUGUUUGUACGCUUUUAUGGGGAGAUUAGCACUAUGGGCAAGGGAUAGGAGAAUGCACGCAUUGAAAAAGAAAUUACCUUUGUACGUCUCACGUUAUAUCGGCGAAGAAAUAGCUCACUAUAUCAAGGGAUACGGAUGGGAACAACUUUGCGUGGAGUAUCCAGUCGCCGAAGAAGUUAGCGGAGCAGUCUGGAGAAGUCUUCUAAUGACAGGUGCAACCCUUGGCUUGGUGACCACCAUAUUAACCGUAACUUCCUGAUACAAUGUCGCAAGUCGUUGUUUAAACCAGGGUACGUUCCGGUCGAAACCCUUUUGCGUACUUAUCUUCUACGAGAACGCGAUCAAAAGGAUAUUCGAACGUGUUCUUUUUUCCCGCGCUUAGGACGCAACCCAACGAAACGAGCGUGACGCUACUACUACUACUACUACUUCACUACUACUACUACUACUUCACUACUACUACUACUACUAUUACUACUACUACUA